AUGGUUGAUCGCCACUCAGACCCGGAGAACGGCUCGCGAGCAAAGCGCCAGAAGAUGGACGCCGGGGACCCCAAGGAUAACCCGUACUUGGCUCACAUGUACGAGGACGCCAACAGCAACAGCGCUGGCUCGAGCUCGAGCCUGGGCAAGCUCAAGCGCCAUCAGACCACCGCGGCCCUGGCCAGACAGGUCGAGGAUGGCGACGUGAAUCCGUUCAGCGGCCAGCGCUUCUCCAGCAAAUACUUCUCGAUCCUGAAGGGUCGCCGCGAUCUGCCCGUGCAUGCGCAGCGUGAUGAAUUCCUCCGCCUCUACCAGCAAUCGCAAAUCCUGGUCUUUGUUGGUGAAACCGGUUCCGGAAAGACCACUCAGAUCCCUCAGUUCGUCCUUUUCGAUGACCUCCCCCAGACUCAGCGCAAGAUGAUUGCCUGUACCCAGCCUCGUCGUGUGGCCGCCAUGUCCGUUGCUCAGCGUGUGGCCGAAGAAAUGGACGUCAAACUCGGUGAUGAGGUCGGGUACAGCAUUCGUUUCGAAGACAAGACUAGCCCAAAGACCAUCCUGAAGUACAUGACCGACGGUAUGCUCUUGCGAGAGGCCAUGAACGACCACAACCUGUCGCGCUACAGCACAAUCAUGCUUGAUGAGGCUCACGAAAGAACAAUGGCUACCGAUGUUCUGAUGGGUCUUCUGAAGGAGGUUGUACAGCGCCGCCCUGAUCUGAAGAUCAUCAUCAUGUCUGCCACUCUUGAUGCGGAAAAGUUCCAGCGGUACUUCAACGAUGCGCCACUUCUAUCCGUUCCGGGACGAACUUACCCGGUCACGAUUUACUACACCCCCGAGCCUGAACAGGACUACGUCGAAGCCGCCAUUCGCACUGUUUUGCAAAUCCAUGCCACUGAAGACGAGGGAGACGUCUUGUUGUUCUUGACUGGUGAAGAGGAGAUCGAGGAUGCCGCCCGCAAGAUCUCGAUGGAGGCUGAUGAGAUGAUCCGAGAGGCUGAUGCCGGUCCCAUCACGGUGUACCCGCUUUAUGGUAGUCUUCCUCCUCACAUGCAACAGCGCAUUUUCGAACCUGCGCCUCCAGCUCGUCGCCCUGGCGGCCGCCCCGGAAGAAAGGUCAUCAUUUCUACCAACAUCGCGGAAACAUCGCUUACCAUUGAUGGAAUCGUGUACGUGGUCGAUCCCGGAUUCUCCAAGCAGAAGAUCUACAACCCCCGUAUCCGUGUCGAAUCUCUUCUGGUUUCUCCCAUUUCCAAGGCCUCCGCGAAGCAGAGAGCCGGUCGUGCUGGUCGUACCCGCUCUGGAAAGUGCUUUCGGCUUUACACCGAAGAAGCCUACGAGAAGGAAUUGAUCGCGUCAACUUAUCCCGAGAUUCUCCGGUCCAACUUGUCGUCAACGGUGCUUGAGUUGAAGAAGCUUGGAGUUAAUGACCUGGUUCACUUCGACCUGAUGGACCCGCCUGCACCAGAGACCCUCAUGAGAGCGCUGGAGGAACUCAACUACCUGGCUUGCCUGGACGAUGAUGGUGAGCUCACUGCGCUCGGCCGUCUUGCGUCCGACUUCCCUCUGGAUCCGGCUCUUGCGGUCAUGCUCAUCAGCUCCCCUGAGUUCUACUGCUCCAACGAAAUUCUCUCCAUUACUGCUCUACUCUCCGUUCCCCAAGUGUUCGUUCGGCCCGCUGCUCAGCGAAAGCGCGCCGAUGAGAUGAAGGAUCUCUUCGCUCACGAGCACGGCGACCAUUUGACUCUAUUGAACGUCUACCACGCCUUCAAGGGCCCCGAGGCUCAGCGAAACCCGAAGCAAUGGUGCCACGACCACUUCCUUUCACUCCGUUCCCUCCAAUCCGCCGACAAUGUCCGCAUGCAACUGCUGCGCAUCAUGGAGCGCGAAGAACUAGAGAUGAUCUCCACCCCUUUCGAUGACAAGAAGUACUAUGAGAACAUUCGUCGUGCUCUGUGCGCUGGCUUCUUCAUGCAAGUCGCCAAGAAGGAUGCUAAGGGGAAGAGCGUCUACACUACUAUCAAGGAUAAUCAAAGUGUGCUCCUGCACCCUUCCACGGUCCUGGCCCACGAUGCGGAAUGGGUCUUGUACAACGAAUUUGUCCUGACUACCAAGAACUACAUCCGCACAGUGGUUGCCAUCAAACCCGAGUGGCUUUUGGACAUCGCCCCUACGUACUAUGACCUCAACUCAUUCGCGAAGGGCGACAUCCGCUCCUCCCUUAUGCGUGCCGCCGAGCGACUCGCUCGCAAGGAGAAGAUGCGCGCCGAUAAGCACUACUAG
This is a messenger RNA of Penicillium argentinense, 2280 nucleotides long. Its product is annotated as DEAH-box ATP-dependent RNA helicase PRP43. The transcript has 3 exons. The record is from RefSeq and is a predicted model, not a curated record. Bases 1 to 2280 code for a protein of 759 amino acids. Lineage: Eukaryota; Fungi; Ascomycota; Eurotiomycetes; Eurotiales; Aspergillaceae. Gene Ontology annotation, cellular component: spliceosomal complex; intracellular anatomical structure. Gene Ontology annotation, molecular function: RNA helicase activity; RNA binding; ATP binding.